This is a messenger RNA of Closterium sp. NIES-67, 753 nucleotides long. The record is from the annotation of a GenBank genome assembly. NCBI's taxonomy places the organism in Eukaryota, Viridiplantae, Streptophyta, Zygnematophyceae, Desmidiales, Closteriaceae.
CAAAUGCGGGUAGCGUACGGCUCACCCGGUACCGAAUCUCUGAGGCCGCGUUCGUGAUCGAGGUGUACAAAACCCUCCGAGACCGAGCUCCGUGCACCGUUGAACACGCCCUCUCGGAGUUCCGGGGUCCGUUUUCGUUUGUCCUGUACGACCAGAAGCAGAAGAAGGUGUUUGUCGCUCAGGACGCGUAUGGGAAGCGGCCGUUGUACUGGGGACUCUGCAAAGACUCGGUUCUGGCGAUUGCUGAUAAGGUGACGCGCUGAGGAAGCACUGUGGACGCUCCUUCGCUCCCUUUCCCAAGGGUUGCUAUUUCUCCACGGCUGCCGGGUUGAACAGUUACGAGCACCCCGGACCGCAUGCUGAAGGCGGUGCCGGCACAUCGACAGCCAAGGCCAGCUGUGCGGCUCCAACUUCGUGGUAGACCAGAAGAUGCGCUACAGACAAAUGUCGCAAGUGGGGCAGCGAGUGCGAUCUGACUGCCAUCUAAUCCGGGCUUUAAUCGGGGCUUUAAUCGGGGAUUUGAUCCAGGCUGGAAUGCUGCUGGUGCUGGAUCUAUAUAUGCUUCGCCAGUGAUUGGUUAAAGGGGCCAUCCCGUAGGUUGAGGGUGCUAUGGCUCAUCUGGUGUGCGAUUUUUAGGGAGCAUUGUCUUCCCCAGCAGCACACCUUGUAAAUCUGGAGUGUGUGUGAUAAGUGUCUUUGCUUAUUCAAGUACUGUACAUGUGUCUUUCAGAAACCAUGGAGGCAUGCAGGUGU